AAUUUGAAGGAAGUGGAGCCGCGGCAGUGCGGCCACCAAGCUGAAUCUGUUGCAGUUUCACGGGCUGUCCUGGUCACUGGAGUCGAACUAUUAUGCCUAUCCGCGCUCUGUGCACUAUCUGCUCCGACUUCUUCGAUCACUCCCGCGACGUGGCUGCCAUCCACUGUGGCCACACUUUCCACAUGCAAUGCCUAAUCCAGUGGUUUGAGACAGCACCAAGUCGGACCUGCCCACAGUGUAGAAUCCAGGUUGGCAAAAAGGCUAUUAUCAAUAAACUUUUCUUUGACCUUGCCCAGGAAGAGGAGAGUCUCUUGGAUGCAGAAUUCUUAAAGAAUGAACUGGACAGUAUUAGAGCCCAGCUUUCCCACAAAGAGAGGGAGAAACGGGACAGCCAGGCCAUUAUCGACACUCUACGGGACACAUUGGAAGAACGCAAUGCCACUGUGGAGUCCCUGCAGAAUGCCUUAGAGAAGACAGAGAUGCUGUGUUCCACUCUUAAAAAACAGAUGAAGUUCCUUGAGCAGCAACAGGAUGAGACCAAGCAAGCUCGGGAGGAGGCCCGCCGACUCAAGAGCAAGAUGAAAACCAUGGAGCAGAUUGAGCUCCUGCUCCAGAGCCAGCGGUCUGAGGUGGAGGAGAUGAUCCGAGACAUGGGUGUGGGACAGUCGGCGGUGGAGCAGCUGGCUGUGUACUGCGUGUCCCUCAAGAAAGAGUAUGAGAAUCUGAAAGAAGCACGGAGGGCCUCAGGAGAGCUGGCUGACAAGUUGAAGAAGGACCUGGCCUCCUCUAGGAGCAAGCUGAAGACUGUCUACGCUGAGCUGGAUCAGGCCAAGUUAGAACUGAAGUCAACCCAGAAGGAUUUACAGAACGCUGACAAGGAGAUCGCGAGCCUAAGAAAGAAGCUAACGAUGCUACAGGGAACCUUGAACCUGCCUCCGGUGACCAGUGAGACUGUCAGCCGCCUGGUUUUGGAGAGCCCAGCCCCUAUGGAGAUGCUGAACCCGAAGCUCCACCGACCAUCCUUUGGUGAUGAGAUUGACUUCAAUGCUACCUUCGAUGUGGAUACCCCUCCAAGCCAGACCUCCAGCUCCCAGCACCACUCCAAGAAACCCUGCCUGGAGAGGGCCUGCUCCCCGGUGCAGGAUGUCCUCAAGAAGAUACCUAAAGUCUCCAGGCAGGAGCCCCAGCUCUCACUGGGUGGCCAGCGCUGUGUAGGAGAGCCAGACGAGGAACUGGCUGGCGCCUUCCCUCUCUUCAUCCGGAAUGCUGUCCUGGGUCAGAGACAGACCAACAGGACCACAGCAGCUUCCCGUUGCAGCACAGAUGUGGUAAGAAUAGGCUUUGAUGGACUUGGAGGACGAACAAAAUUCAUCCAACCUACAGACACAGCCAUCAUCCGACCAAUGCCGGUUAAGCACAAGGCCAGGAGUAAACAGAAAGUGAGAAUAAAGACUGGGAAUUCUUCCUCCCAGUCCAAGCUGGAUACCUUCCUGUGGCAGUGAGCAGUGACCAGAGUCAUGUCUCCAAUUAGUGGGCCAAGACCUUUGCCAACCCAGGAGUGUUUGGGGAGAUGGCUCCUCUUCCUGGACAGUGCAAGAGAGAGCGCAAAAUCUGCAUUUCCUGUGUUCGCUUUGCCCUGCACGCACUGGAUUUUACCUCUGGGAGUUACAGUUCCAGUCAGCAGGGGCUGCUUCUUUUUGCAGGUUUUUGUGUAUGGCUACAACCAGAUAUGGCUGGACUCCUGUUUUUAUAGACCAGGGUCACAUUUGGCUCUGUAUGGAUGAAAGUGCUGGAGGAUUCCUGAGCAGGCUAGCCUGAGCUUCUGUCUGCCCCCAGCUCGCUGUGUGAAUUAGGGGAUGUUAGGGAAAUAAUGGGGGAAGGUUUCCAUGGGAAAUAAAAAGGCAUCUUUUCUUCCUGGCUCUGGGUGUAUAAUCUGUACCAAGACUUCAGAAAAUCAGUGUGAGUUUCUAAGGCGGGAGUGCCACUAAGACUCAGACCUGGCAGUUUUCUUCCCAGGGUGCAGGAAGACUAGCAAGGAUGGUGUCUCUGUAGUCUAGAGUGGGUGAACCAAGUAAGUUCACAUCCAUUCAGGGAACUCAGCAAGCACAUCAGACAACCAGCGACCAAGCUGCUAGUUAGCUUUUAGGUCUUAGCUUCAGGACACUUUCUCCUGGAGAAUUUCCUUUACUGGCCAUCACCUGGGUAAGACUUCCUAAACUUUCUCUUUCUAAACAUUAUUAGGUGUUUCCCUAGCCCGUUGCCCGCUUCCUGUGAAGGCAUCCAGCCAUUUGAAGCUCUAUGGGGAUGGAGAUGAUAGGCAGCCUUGGUUGUAUGAUGCCUAGCUGUGAUUGUCAACACAGUCUAGAGUCACUUGGGAAGGGACUCUCUGUGAGGUCAUGUUAACUGAGGUGAGAAGGUCAGCCUGUGGUGGGUGGAACCAUCACCUAAGCAGAGGAUCCUGGACUGUUGAGAGCAGAGAAAGUGAGCUGAGCACAGAAUGAAUGCACCAUUGGGGGAGGCUGCUCGUUUGUUCCCGGUCGCCCAGACUCGAAAUAACCACACAGAAACUACUAAUUAAAUCACUGUUUGGCCUAUUAGCUUAUGCAUAUUUCUGGCUAGCUCUUACAUCUGAAAUCAACCCAUUUCUAUUAUUUUAUAUUUUACCAUAAGGCUUGUGGCCUACUGGCAAGGUUCCAGCUGGUGGUGAGCGUCUUCUCCUCUGGUGUCUGGCUACAUGGCCUCUCCUUGACUCCGUCUUCUUCCUCCCAGCAUCCAGUUUAGUUUUCUUGCCUAGCUCUGUUCUGCUAAUGAAAACAACACAUAGACAGAAGGACUUCCCACACUAGCACCCUCUUUGCUCUUAACCAGCUGCUCCACCUUCCGGCUUGGCUUCCCUGCAACGAUGAUUG
Molecule: messenger RNA, 2909 nt
Organism: Alexandromys fortis (reed vole)
Lineage: Eukaryota; Metazoa; Chordata; Mammalia; Rodentia; Cricetidae
Gene: Traip
Product: TRAF interacting protein
Exons: 15
Coding region: 93-1502 (469 amino acids)
Biological process (GO): protein ubiquitination; replication fork processing
Cellular component (GO): site of DNA damage; nucleus
Molecular function (GO): ubiquitin protein ligase activity
Source: RefSeq, a predicted model, not a curated record